AUGUUGAGGGGUCAACAGGGUGAAGGGGGUGGAAAACAGGCGCUUGACUUCCUUCCUGGAUUCUCAAGAUAUCAGAUACCUGACCUACCUGAAGGAGUAGUAACUGGAGACUUAGAUUCACAAGUCGCAACCAUGUUACACAAAAUGGGACAAAAGCUGCCUAAAGCAGCCGCUGUUGUCAUCAACUCUUUUGAUGAUUUAGCCCCUGAAAUUGAUAAUGUGCUCAAGUCAAGAUUCAAAAGGUUACUCAAUUAUGGCCCCAAGAGUUUAAUAUCAGAAUCACCACAAUUGCCUAAAGACGACAGUGGUUGCUUGGAGUGGUUGGACAAGCACAAGCCUGCAUCUGUGAUAUAUAUUGCCUUUGGAACCGCGUUAACCCCACCACCUCAUGAGCUAGAAGCCUUAGCUCAAGCACUGACUGAAACGGGGUUUCCAUUUAUUUGGUCAUUUAGGGGCAACAUAGAGGAUUUCUUGCCCAAAGGGUACAACAAAGGUUGCCUAAAUGGGAAAAUAGUUUCAUAUGCUCCCCAGAUGCAAGUCUUGAGACAUGCCUCAGUUGGGGUUUUUCUGACACAUGCUGGGUGGCAUUCGGUUUUGGAGAGUAUUGCUGCUGGUGUGCCUAUGAUUUGCAGGCCAUUUUUCGCGGAUAACAUGCUCAACAUGAGGAGCGUAGUGGCUGUUUGGGGAAUUGGAACUAAGUUUGAGGGAGGGGUCAUUACAAAAAUUGGAAUGGUUAAGGCCUUGGAACUUGUUUUGAAGCAUAAAGAAGGAAAGGAAAUGAGAGACAAAAUCGUGGCCCUUAAAAAUCUUGCUCAACAAGCGGUUGAAUCUAAUGGUAGCUCCACCCACGCUUUCAAUAGCUUGGUGGACAUUGUCACCAAGUAA
This is a messenger RNA of Prunus dulcis (almond), 885 nucleotides long. RefSeq names its product flavonol 3-O-glucosyltransferase F3GT2-like. The transcript has 2 exons. Lineage: Eukaryota; Viridiplantae; Streptophyta; Magnoliopsida; Rosales; Rosaceae. Bases 1 to 885 code for a protein of 294 amino acids. The record is from RefSeq and is a predicted model, not a curated record. Gene Ontology annotation, molecular function: UDP-glycosyltransferase activity.